Molecule: messenger RNA, 2894 nt
Organism: Eptesicus fuscus (big brown bat)
Lineage: Eukaryota; Metazoa; Chordata; Mammalia; Chiroptera; Vespertilionidae
Gene: S1PR5
Product: sphingosine-1-phosphate receptor 5
Exons: 1
Coding region: 112-1287 (391 amino acids)
Biological process (GO): G protein-coupled receptor signaling pathway
Cellular component (GO): membrane
Molecular function (GO): sphingosine-1-phosphate receptor activity
Source: RefSeq, a predicted model, not a curated record
GGGCCCCUUUCCCAGUCCUGCGAGGCCCAUGCCCGCCUCCACAGGCAGCGAGGAUGGUUCGCGCCCAGCCUGACACUGCACCGCCUCUCCGCAGCCUCGGGGCGGUGGCCCAUGGAGUCGGGGCUGCUGCGGCCUGCGCCGGUGAGCGAGGUCAUCGUCCUGCACUACAACUACACCGGCAAGCUCCGCGGCGCCCGCUACCAGCCCGGCGCGGGGCUGCGCGCCGACGCCGCCGUGUGCCUGGCCGUGUGCGCGCUCAUCGUGCUGGAGAACUUGGCUGUGCUGUUCGUGCUCGGACGCCACCCGCGCUUUCAUGCGCCCAUGUUCCUGCUUCUGGGCAGCCUCACAUUGUCUGACCUACUGGCGGGCGCUGCCUACGCCGCCAACAUCCUGCUGUCCGGGCCGCUCACGCUGCGCCUGUCGCCCACGCUCUGGUUCGCAAGAGAGGGCGGCGUCUUUGUGGCGCUCGCCGCCUCGGUGCUGAGCCUCCUGGCCAUCGCGCUGGAGCGCAGCCUCACCAUGGCGCGCCGGGGACCCGCGCCCGCAGCCCGAAGGGGGCGCACGCUGGCCCUGGCGGCCGCCGCCUGGGGCCUGUCGCUGAUCCUCGGGCUACUGCCAGCGAUGGGCUGGAAUUGCCUGGGCCGCCUGGACGCCUGCUCCACCGUCCUGCCGCUCUACGCCAAGGCCUACGUGCUCUUCUGCGUGCUCGCCUUCCUUGGCAUCCUGGCUGCCAUCUGUGCGCUCUACGCGCGCAUCUACUGCCAGGUGCGCGCCAACGCGCGGCGCCUUCGAGCGGCUAGGGGCUCCUCGAGCCGGGCACGCCGCGCGCCGCGCUCUCUGGCUCUGUUGCGCACUCUCAGCAUAGUGCUCCUGGCCUUUGUGGCGUGUUGGGGCCCCCUCUUCCUGCUGCUCUUGCUCGACGUGGCGUGCCCGGCGCGCGCCUGCCCCGUGCUCCUGCAGGCCGACCCCUUCCUGGGCCUGGCCAUGGCCAACUCUCUUCUGAACCCCAUCAUCUACACGCUCACCAACCGCGACCUGCGCCACGCGCUCCUGCGCCUCGUCUGCUGCGGCCGGCGCCCCCGUGGCCGAGGCUUGGGAGCCUCCCAGCGAUCCGUGAGCGCCGCUGGGGCUUCGGACGGCCUGCACCACUGGCUGCCCCCCAGCCUAGAUGGCAGCUCCAGCCGCUCAGAGCGCUCGUUGCCCCAGCGGGACGGGCUGGACAUAAGCCUCUCCACCGGCGCACCCACAGCCCCAGGGACCCUGGUACCUGCACCAGCUGCAGAAUGACCCCCUCUGACCGGCCAUUGCCCUUCCUAAGAGCUGUUUUUGCAGACUUUUUCUUUUUUAAUAAUGGACUUUAUAGGAAAACCAGCCGAAGAUGGUGGAGAAAGAAGACGCAGGGAGAGGUAUUUUAUUGGCUGGUGCUAAACCCCACAACAGUGAACAAAACUGACAAAAAUCACUGUCUUUGUGGAAUUGACGUUCUGGUGGGGCACAGGAGAUAACGGAGCGAAGAAAUAAUGGAGAUAGUUCCAGUGACAAUACAGUGAUGUGAUGGUGCCAGAGGAGGCCUCUCUGCAGAGGUGGUGACAUGUGAUGUGAACUGAGACAUGACUGUCCUGGAACACACGAAGCAGAGCGUUUCCUGUGAGGGAACAGCAGGUGCCAGGGCCCCGAGGCCACAGUGUGUCUGGGUUCCAUGACAAGCAGGGGUUCAGGUGUUGCUGGAGCAGCGGUGGGAGUGAGAGGGAGAAGACAAAGGCAGGGAGAUGACUGGCCAGAUCACUCAAGGUCUGUGGGCUCAGGGGAGGACGGUACUUCUGCUCUAAGUGAGGUGGGAGCCAUGGAGAGUUCUAGAUAAGGGAAGGACUUGUCUUGGUUCCGGAGUCCACGGAUCUCUGUGUGAGGCAAAGGUGGUAGCUGCAAGAACAAGGUGGUGGCUGCACGGGCCAAGGAGAGUGAUGACGGAGACUCAGACCGUGUGGAUUCUGGAUAGAUUUUGGAAACAGCGGACAGAAUUACUGAGGAAUUGAGUGUGGGAGUGAGAAAGGAGUCAAGGACAGCUCUCCAGCUUAGAGGCGAGAACACCAAAGACAGGGCACCCUACAAUCUGACGCUGGGAGACUCAGCCAAUUUUUAACUGAAACAGGAUUUGAGCGUGUGUCAGACCCUUCAUAAAAAUGUAAUAAAGUAAGACCAAUUGCAGCUUAUUGUGCCUGGCUGGUCAUCCCACAGUGGUAGGCCCAGGACACACCCUUUCACCCUUACUGCAACCUUGCAAGGUGAGUUUCCCCACCCCCUUUUAUAGGUGAGGAAACUCUAAGCAGUGAGUACCUUGCACUCGCCCAAGCUGUCAGGCUCCUAGGCCUGCAAAGGUGCAGGCUGAGUCUCUGGCUCCUCCGGAAUGGGGGGCAAUUCCAAAGCCCCGUUUGUGCCCAUAAAAGGCUCCAGACGGCUGGCCAAGGUCCCUGGCUGUCCCCAGGCGCAUUCCUGACUCCGGUGAGGUGGGGGCCGAGCGGGGAACUUGGGGCUCAGACUGCCACACGCCUCCUGUCGGGAGACAGCGGAACUGCAGGCAGCUGCAAAGUGUGUUUUGGGGGCACUGACCCAGCCUAGGGGGCCUGAGUCUCUGCCAGCCACGCUCAGGCCCUCCCAACAGGCCACGCACACAGGAAACGAACCUAUUUCUUGGAACACAAGCACACUCAAGCCUGGGGUCACGGUCUCAGGACUGGACCCAAUUCCCAACCCAGCCUAACACUCCUCACCCCGGGCUCCUUCAAUUUUCCAGGGGAGCCUGGCGCUCACCCCUUUGUUCAGUUGUUUAACGAUGUGAUGGCAGAUUUAUUUGCUUGUUCACAUUUUACAAAAUUCAAAAAGUACUAGUUACCUCG